This is a messenger RNA of Aspergillus campestris IBT 28561, 3063 nucleotides long. RefSeq lists its product as uncharacterized. Lineage: Eukaryota; Fungi; Ascomycota; Eurotiomycetes; Eurotiales; Aspergillaceae. Bases 1 to 3063 code for a protein of 1020 amino acids. The transcript is spliced from 3 exons. The record is from RefSeq and is a predicted model, not a curated record.
AUGAUUUCCUCCCGGCGCGCAAUCCCCUUCCUCGGCCUAGCCUUCCUCUGCAUCUUCCUCUAUACCGUCCGGAGUCUCUCGCGAGAAUGGCAGUAUAUGCCCCAGAAGGUUGGCCUGGGCGAGCUCGUCAAUCCCGCCUCCGGACGCUGGAAUAUUAGCUCCCCAGAUGACCACCUCGUCCGACAACCGUACGCCCCGCGACCGCACUACAUCCCCGGCGUGCCCAAACCCCCCGGGGUGCCCUACUCCAAGAUGCUGGUCGUCCCGAAGACCCAAGAGGAGGAUGUGUCGUGGAUGGGUGACGGCAUCCCCGGAUGGCAGUCCGCCGUCUACGUCGUCGACGAUCCGGCCGCCCCGCUGCACCCGCCCAAAAAUAAAGGCCACGAAGUCAUGGUCUACCUCAGCUACAUCAUCGAGCACUACGACCGCCUCCCCGACAUCAUCGCCUUCAUGCAUUCCCACCAGUUCGCCUGGCACAAUGACGACCUGUUCAACGGUGACGCCGCCGACAUGCUAGCCCGCCUCAACCCCGCCCGCAUCGUGCGCGAGGGCUACAUGAACCUGCGCUGCAGUUGGGGGCCCGGCUGCCCCGACUGGCUGCACCCGGGCGCCAUGGAGGAGAACGAAUCCAAGCAGGAGGAGACCAUGCUGGCUCGCUCCUGGGGCGAGAUCUUCCCCGACGACCCCAUCCCCGAUGUCCUGGCCCAGCCCUGCUGCGCCCAAUUCGCCGUCUCGCGCGAGCGCAUCCUCUCCAUCCCCAAGGCUCGCUUCGUCUACUACCGCGACUGGGUCCUCCGCACCGAGCUGAGCGACUACAUCUCCGGCCGCGUCUGGGAGUACCUGUGGCAUGUCGUCUUCACGGGCGAGAACGUCGUCUGCCCCAAGGAGCACGUCUGCUACUGCGACGCCUACGGUAUCUGCUUCGGCGGCGAGAACGAGUACCACGACUUCCGCGGCCUCGGCGACCGCCGCAACGAGAUCGAGGACCAGCUCAAGGACUGGCGCACCGACGCCGAGCUCAUCGAGAUCGAACGCAUGAACGGCGAUCUGGGCGAGAUGAGCGAACUCCGGAUCCCCGAGCCGGGGCAGGACGUCGAGCUCGAGAAGCAGAUCCUCGCUGGCUUGGUAGAAGCCGCGACGGCUGCGGCCGGCCAGGAUGUCUCGGAGUGGGCGGCUGCCGCGGCGGUCGCCGCGGCCGCAGGCGCGACAGGACACCAGCAUCAUCUGGAUGGAUACGGGCCGGAGAUACACAUCGACGAUGACGGGUUCGGGGACGCGAACUUUGGGACCAGUAUGGGUGCUGGGAGACAGUUGCGGGGACCGGGUUCUGAGCAGACGGGUCAGUCGACCGGGUUAACGCGGACGGCUACGAAGAAAAGAAAGAGGAAUGAGGAGCCGCUGGACCCGGCGCUGACGGCUGGUUCCUCGGGUGCGGGUCUUGCGGGGACGCCGUCGCAGCACCAGCACCAACAACAGCAACAACAUCAGCAGCAGCAUUCUCACCACUAUGGCGGAGAUGGGUUGGAGAUUCGGGCUGCCCCGAUCCAGACGCUGGCUGACGCACGCUCUAUUGGCUUGCAUUCGGCUGCGGCGCUCUUCCGACAGCCGUCUAGCAAUAAGGGGUCUGCGGCGAACAAGAAAUGCACCCGUCCUCCUAUGUCGAAGCUCUUUUCCUCGCUGGAGCUGUCGCCGGAGAACUUCCUCCACUUGCAGGCUGCUGCUAAGGGCUACAUGCUCGAUGACAAGUACCCGGAGCGGCGGGAAUGCGUCGGCCAGCGAGGCAAGGGCGACACGGAGAUGGUCAAGCUCCGGCUGUGGAACUGCGUGCGCCAAUUCCUCGAAGGCGAGGGCCACGGCGAGCGCUUCUUCGGAGAGAACGUCGUCAACGAGGGCAUGGGUCCGAGGACUUAUAUCUGGCCGCGGGACCAGCAGAAGAUCAUCACCCUGGUGAUACCCCUACUGCGACGGAUGGUGACCAACGAGCGCCAACGGCAGUACGCCGUCGAGACGAGAAAGGGCGGCGGCGAGGAGCGACGACGACGCAAGACCGAAGACAGUCUUCCGAAUUUCAACAGCCCGAGUACAUCGCGCUUUGGCGGCGACGACCAUCUGCAGAUACACACGCAGCACGAUCUGCAUGAUGAGUACCCGCCCAGCCAGCCGCCCAUGUCGGCCUCGUCCUACACUCAGAUGGAGCCCCCUUCACACCACCCACUGGAGGUGGGAUUGACGGACCUCCUGCUCCAGGGGUAUCCCACCGACUGGAACACGGUGUCCAAGUCGUACGACUUUUACAAUCAGAACUACGAGCUGGACCACCUGUGGCAGCUGUCUGGUCUGCAGCCACCGGACUGGCGCGGGCUCGUCGCCGCCGUGGACAGCCAUUAUCAGGUCUACCAUCAUGGCGGCGCCGACUGUCCCACGCCGUGCGAGGACGACAAUGUCGGCCGCAUCUUGGAUUCCCACGCCACGGCUGAUUUACGGUGGAGGAUUGGGGGGUCUAAUCGGCCAACCCGAAACGAAUUUGCGAGCAGCGUCAUCCGCGACAUCUCGCGCAUCAUCCGCGAUAGCCUGUCCACCCCCAAAGACGAAGUCUCCUCAUCAACCCAUAACCUUUCCCAUCCCCAGUCUUUCCCACCCCUCCCCCCAAACCCCGCCACCUCCACCUCUAACGCCAACACCUCCAACACCAACAACAAUACGUACCCCAUCUCCCUCCGCCUCAACAUCCUCCAAAACGGCAAACGCACCCUCCCCCGCUUCGACCUCCCCGCAGGCCACUGCCCCGACCUCGAAACAACGCGCCAGCUCAUCGCCCGCCGCUUCGGCGGCCAAUUACCCGGCCUUCCCCCUCCCCCUCCUUCAUCCGACUCGUCUUCCGCCCUCGACCCAGCAACAUGGGCGUCUUCCACCCCGCCGUGGAAAUUCAAGGUGUGGCUGCCGGACGGGCUUACGACGGUGCAUAACGAUGGCGAGUGGACUAUUGCGCUGCUGUCGGCUAGUAGUGUUGAUUGGAUGGAUGGGGAUUUGAGGGUUUUGGUGGAGGUUGGGGAGGAGGUUUAG